AUGGAUUUGAAAGGCAUUGCCAAGAAGAGAAUGUAUAAUGUGGCUGAUGUUGUAGAGGCUUCUGGUUCUAAGAAAAGACAUCUUCCAUCUAAGGUUGAAGCUCGUAAGGCAAAGAGAAUCAAAUCUUUGAGUCGGUUAAGGAUGAGUUCAGACAAGUUUGAAGAUUUUGAUAUUCCAAAAAAAAUUCUCUUGAGGAAUGAGAUUAUAUAUAUGACCAAAAAAAUCAGUUUCUUGCAAAAGUUGUCUCCACUGCUUCCUACAAGCUUAUUGCAACAUCAAGUUUUUCAUGGAUUGUUGUUGAGGGAGGUUCAACAGCCUAAAGAUGUUGAAUUGCGGGUUAUGAUUCGUGGUGUUAUAGGCUUAGAUUUAGCAUUGAAGAACACUGGUAGGUAUGAUGAAUUUGCUUGGGGACAGAGUUCUUUUGAAUUGACUAUUUCGUCGUUGAAGGUGGAUGGUUUGAAGCUUAAGAUUGAUUUGCUGCAUACUUCCCAGCAGAAGAUUUCAUCUGAUUUGGUUGAGUUGAAAGAGUUUGUUUGUGCACAGUUUGUUUCUUUUGCUGCCCAAAUGGCUACAAUGCAGACACAAUUUUCAUCUGUGUUUGCUGAUUCCAUUGCUAAGGACAAAGCCAGUGACUCUUCCAAUAAUGACGGUGGUAGUGAUAAUGAAGAAGAUAUUGAUUCAGAGGAUGAAGAUUUGGAUGAAGGUAGUGGUGAUGAAGAGGAGGGUAGUGACGGAGAGCAAAAAGAUGAGGAUGAUAAUGAAGAUUCCGAGUCCAAAGGAAAAGAUGAUAAGGGCAGUGAUGAUGAAUGCGAUGAUAGUGAGAAAAAGGCCUCAUGCACCUAUAAAAGGAGAGCUCCCUUAGCUCAAUUUUUACUUUCAGAAAACUACUCACAAGGUCAGAGCUUCUCUCUUUAG
Cannabis sativa is the source of this 915-nucleotide messenger RNA. RefSeq lists its product as uncharacterized. Bases 1 to 915 code for a protein of 304 amino acids. The transcript is spliced from 9 exons. The record is from RefSeq and is a predicted model, not a curated record. NCBI's taxonomy places the organism in Eukaryota, Viridiplantae, Streptophyta, Magnoliopsida, Rosales, Cannabaceae.